AUGAAGCAUCAAACACUUGCCCUAUAUUUUCUACCAUUCGUAUCUUGGGGCUAUGCGAGUAUCCUCGAAGUACAACUUGGGGGCGGUACAGCAAGGGGUGGCUUUUGCAACGGCUCCGAUUCUAGCACCCAGUUCCUUGGGGUUCCAUACGCAGCGCCUCCGGUUGGUCAACUCCGUUGGGAAGCUCCCCGACCAUUUAAUGCAACAUUUGAAUUAGAAAAUGGGGUAUUUAAUGCGACCCGUCGACCCACAGUGUGUCACCAAUUUGGCACAAGUGACAUCGGAGCUGAUACUGGUCCAUAUGAUGAGGAUUGUUUAUUUUUGAAUAUUUGGGUACCGAACGGAGCGGAUGGCCAAGUUCCACCAAACUUACCAGUUAAAGUUUGGGUUCAUGGAGGUGCGAAUACAGGAGGCGGUAUAAUGAAUCCACAAUACAACGGCUGCAAGCUUUCCGAUGAGGGUGCAAUUGUUGUAAAUAUCGCUUACAGGUUGGGUCCACUUGGCUUCCUAGCACUAGAGAGCGCAGGAAUUGGCGGAAACUUUGGGAUUCAGGAUAUUCUCCUAGGACUUCAGUGGGUUCAAGAUAACAUUGGGAAAUUUGGUGGUGACAAAGAUAAAGUAUUCUUGUUUGGACAGUCUGCAGGGGCUUGGAAUACAUGGAUUAUCAGCACUCUACCGGACGCACCCAAACUUAUCUGUGCGGUGGCUUUGGAGAGUGGCGGCGGUGUGGACUUCCAGACUAACUUCUCCGCCCAGUUGGGCGGUGCCGCCUUUGCGAAAAACGCGAAUUGCACAGUUACAGACGCCGCAUGUUUAAGACGACUUACACCCCAAAAACUGAGCGAGAUUUUAUACCUGCCAGGCAGCCCUGCACUCUCUGGCUUCACGAUGAUCCGCCCUAGUAUUCAGCCAUUUGUUGAUGGGAAAGUCAUUCCUGUGCAACCAUCUCAAGUCGGGUCUCGGGUCCCUGCUGUUUUCAGUAGCACCUCGGAGGAAGGAGCGUUCUUCUUGUUUCUGACGAACUCAGAUCCUACGAAAGUGAACGAAGAGGAGUUCAACGUAUUUCUACACAGUGAGUUCGGUCCACUGUUAGACGAAAUCAAUUCGAGAUACCCAAUUUCAGAUUUCGAAAAUUUCCGAAUGCCAGGAUUUUCACGGGCAGCCCAAAUUAUCACCGACUAUGGCUGGAAAUGUCCCGCCUAUCGUGGUCUCACCAAAACAGCGGAGAUGGGAGUACCAGUAUGGACAUAUAUUUUUGAUCAUGUAUCGACUUGUCCUUUUACACCUGGAGUACCAUCUUUUGUCUUAGACAUAAUGGGGUCCGCCCAUGGAUUUGACAUCCCGUAUUCCUUCGCGCACACUGACGGAUUGCCCCUUCCUGGUGGCAACUGUUCUUUCAACGAGGAAGAAAAGCGGGCUAGCGACAUAAUAGUUAAUGCUUGGACGUCUCUUGCGACAAGUGGAAAUGCUUCAACGAGCCAGUUUGAGUGGCCUACGUUCACCAAUGAAAGUUAUCAAGGACUCUAUAUCGGACGGAAUACAACAGAAAUCACUUCCUUCGCUUCUGAUUAUAGUAUCUGUGGGUUCUGGAACCAGAUUAGUGCUAUCCUACUCGAAGCCGCGAAUAAAAACGCGACUAAUGUCACGGACGAGAUUCCAAGUGAUCCCAUAAUUACUGAAAUACCAAUCACUUCACCAGGCCCCACGGAAACCGGGAAUGUAAUUCCCACCGAGAGUCAGCCAAGUAAAGGAGCUAGGAUUGAUAUAGGCCUUUUCUCAAUUUCAGUGGCGGUUAUUGUCGGAUGCUUCGUAGUCGAAACCCUUUAA
Molecule: messenger RNA, 1827 nt
Organism: Orbilia oligospora ATCC 24927
Lineage: Eukaryota; Fungi; Ascomycota; Orbiliomycetes; Orbiliales; Orbiliaceae
Exons: 3
Coding region: 1-1827 (608 amino acids)
Source: RefSeq, a predicted model, not a curated record